Macrobrachium nipponense is the source of this 471-nucleotide messenger RNA. RefSeq names its product serine/arginine repetitive matrix protein 1-like. The transcript has a single exon. The coding region runs from base 1 to 471 and encodes 156 amino acids. NCBI's taxonomy places the organism in Eukaryota, Metazoa, Arthropoda, Malacostraca, Decapoda, Palaemonidae. The record is from RefSeq and is a predicted model, not a curated record.
AUGAGUGCAAAUCCAGAAACACAAAAGGGCCACAUAGUUGGACCCCCUGAUUGCCCCACUCGCAACCAGCAACAUCAUGCUUGGUUCAAGGGAUGUCCAGUCAGACUGCAGAGGAUUUGGAAGACGAAGGGCAUCCCUCCUCCACCUGCAAGGCCUCGGCAACCAUCACCGCCCAGGAAACCUCCAAGCAACCCCAGGUUCGAUCCAAGAACGAACCUGCCUCCUGCACCACAAACCACUCAACCUUCCUCCACCCAACCUCCUCAAUCCCGGCACUACAUCUUCACCCCCUCACCUUCUCCUUACCGCCAAAUUCCCGCCCCUCUACCUCCUCCUCCUACGGAUAUUCCCCCAACCCCAACCCGUCAGGUCACCCCCGAAAGCUUGCAUCGCCGACGACGUCGAUUCCUGCUCGUGUCGAAGCAGGAACCCAGACAGAAGAAGACGCAGUUGAAGAAGAGAUGCAGAUAG